AGUUAGAACGAUAAGUACAAGACUACUAAGUUUCUGACGCUAGAGCCACGAAGUAAAUCAUGAUUUCUCUAUGAAUUUUAACAAUUAAAGGUGACAAGUCAAUGGUUUUUUAUUCAUGAUGGCACUAAGACCAACGUGACCUAUAUGUCUUCAUCCAAUGGGGUAAAGAAGGUCGGAGGUCAGCAGACAAAUCAGGAUGAACGGAGAAGUGAGCGAUAUACAUGACAUCAAAUUGAAAAUCCGAGAACUGAAUCAGCACAUCGUGUGUAUCCUGUGUGCUGGCUACUAUAUUGAUGCUACGACUGUUACAGAGUGUUUACAUACCUUUUGUAAGAGCUGCAUCGUGAAGUAUCUUCAAACCUCCAAGAUCUGUCCCAUGUGCAAUCAGAAAGUCCAUGAAACCCAACCUGUGCUGAACCUCCGGCCGGAUCGGACCAUGCAGGAUGUCGUUCUGAAAUUAGUCCCAAAGCUUUUUGAGAAGGAAGAGCAGAGAAAGAUGGAGUUUUACAAAUCACGAGGUUUAGACAAAGUCCAAAGUAAAGUCCAGCAGAAGUCUUUCAGUGGCAAGCUUGACCCGACAGGAGGUCACUUCUACAAGAACGAUGAACAAGUCUCAUUGUGCCUUGAAUACCUUGGAAAUGGACCCAGUCGAGCUGAGGAAGAUGCCGGCAUCACACAGCUAGAUAAGAAGUACAUCCGAUGUUCCGUCAGGACAUGUGUCUAUCAUUUACAGAAACUACUGUUGAAGAAGCUUGAUGUCUCCAAAGAUUCUGAGGUUUUGCUGUAUUGUGAAGAUGAAGAACUAUAUGAGGAAGAGCCUAUGAAGUACAUAUGGGUAUCACACUGGAAAGGAAAGGCUGCCCCAAUGGUUCUGAAAUACCAAAUCAUCUCUGGAUCCAGCACCCAGAAUGGGAUACACUAGACACCUCAACACUCUUUCAUCUGGUGUUAUACCAAUGCUUUCUUAAUCAUGUCAUGCAAACAUGCCACAUCUUGUUUGGAAUCCAUUUCAACACCAUGAUGUUCCACCCAAAUACUAUCAGCAUGACUUUGGUGCUUUUAUUUAAUGCCUUGGGAUGCCUUGCUGUUUGAAUUAUAUCAUUUAAUCUUCUUGGAACACUGAAUGUCUCAGGCAAGUGCUUAUCAUGGGACUAUUUCACUGAACAUCCUUCUGGUGCUAUCAUUUAUUUUAACACCAUAAUCAAGUUUAAUUGUCUCAAUUUGCUUUAAUAUAAGCACGCCACCAACUGCUUUAUAGAAAACUAUCAUGUAUGUUAAUAUGGUGCUAGUGUUUAAUCAAGCCUGAAAUAACCAACCCAUGUCGCAGGUUAACCCUGGUGGAUCGCUGAUUAUCAACACUUUAUCUGGUGAAAUGUGUAGGCCUGGUGUAAUUUUUCUCAUACUUCCAAUGUUCUGCAAUCAAGAAGCAUGAAAGAAGGUACUUUCUAUCAGUGUAACACGGACAGAACACCGAUGACCAACACUGAAUUGUUAUUCUGGUGUCGGUGUCCAUACUAUGAAUGUCCAACAAACAACCUCAAACCAGCCAACCUUGACCGAGAGCUGUGCACUGAUGACCGGGAGUUCAUGAGACGUGUAGCACCAUUGUAAAAGUAUUGACCACAAAUAUUAGCGCACCAGGUUGCUUUUAAAAAAAUCAUAAUUUAUGAAAAGAACCUGGCACCUCUUUAUGAAUAUCACAAGCCGCAGAUGCCAAAUCAAGAGAUGAUCAUCGCACCAGCACCAACUUUAUUUGCGCUGAUGGAAGCGUUAAUGAGAUCAAACCCUGAUGAAAAAAAAGAAGAUGAUUCGUAGGACAGUAUGAACAGCAUGAUUCAUCUCAAAUUCACUUUGCACUUCCAAUCCAUGCAUUAAUGCUCAUUCUGCAAUUACACUGACCAGACCAGCAACAGUUAGAUAACAAACCGAAGAUGAGGAAAUGCAAUACCUGGAAUGUCUCAGAUUAAAAAAAAAA
Strongylocentrotus purpuratus (purple sea urchin) is the source of this 1975-nucleotide messenger RNA. Its product is annotated as polycomb group RING finger protein 1. Lineage: Eukaryota; Metazoa; Echinodermata; Echinoidea; Camarodonta; Strongylocentrotidae. The transcript has 8 exons. Gene Ontology annotation, biological process: negative regulation of transcription by RNA polymerase II. The coding region runs from base 197 to 922 and encodes 241 amino acids. Gene Ontology annotation, cellular component: PRC1 complex. The record is from RefSeq and is a predicted model, not a curated record. Gene Ontology annotation, molecular function: promoter-specific chromatin binding.